AUGUCAUUCGCCGGCGUAUCCUUGAUCCGCGACGGCAGACUAUGCCCUUCCGCGCCGGCCAUCAACGACGCCGGCGCCGCGGGCGGGUACCACCUGCUCGUGGUGGAAGGCUACUCGCGCACAAAGGCCGACGCCCCCCACGGCCAUCACGUCGAGUCUGGCCCCUUCAGAGUCGGAGGGUAUCUCUGGUUCCUCAAGUACUACCCCAACGGCUCGUCGUCGGCCAGGCCCGGCAGUACGUCUGCCUCCCUCAUCCUCGCCCAGGAUGUUGAGAAGCCUGUCAAGGCGCAGUUCGUGAUGAGCUUCAUUGGCCAGUCCGACAAGCAGGAGUCAACAUACAUUGGCUUGACUGAAGUAUGCGAGUUCCCUUGCAAAUCUGCCGGUAUGUCCUACCUGAAUUUCAUGAGCAGGGACGAGUUCGAAUACUCGGAACAUCUCAAGGACGAUGGUUUCACCCUCCGAUGCGAUGUGCUUGUCCUCGACGCCAAGGUUACUGGCGCCGCCUCACCGUUCGUUACGGUGCCACCGCCCGACAUGCAGAGGCACUUCACCGAUCUCCUCAAGGACGAGGAAGGCGCCGACGUGACGUUCGAGGUUGGUGGCGAGACGAUUGCCGCACACCGGUGUGUCUUGGCGGCUCGGUCUAGGGUCUUCAAGGCCGAGCUCUUUGGCCCCAUGAAGGAGAGCACGGCAGCUGGCCACACCAUACAUGUGGAGGACAUGGAGCCUCAAGUUUUCAGGGCGAUGCUUGAGUUCAUCUACAAUGACUCUGAGCCGGAGAUAGAUCACAAGGACGACGAUGAGGACGCGAUGUGGCAGUGGCAGCACCUGCUCGCCGCGGCGGAUAGGUACGAUAUGCAGCGGCUGAAGCUCAUUUGUGAAGAUAAGCUGUGCGGGUUCAUCGAGGUGAACAGCACGGCCGCCAUCCUGUCACUAGCUGAGCAACACUGCUGUGACGGGCUGAAGAAGGCGUGCUACGCUUUCCUGGGCACGCUGGGAAACCUGAGGGCUGUCGCCGCCACGGAUGGCUUCGACGAUCUCAUCAGGAACCACCCCUCCGUUAUGAAGGAGCUGAUUGCCAUGCUUGCGCCUUUUUGAGUGUCAUCUAUCCAUCCGAAUUGAGAGGAAUGGAAAAGUAACGUCUAGAUUUCGGAAUCAUUUGGUCUCUAUCAGUUAAUAAUGGGUUUCCGGAUUUUUA
Triticum dicoccoides is the source of this 1198-nucleotide messenger RNA. Its product is annotated as BTB/POZ and MATH domain-containing protein 2-like. Gene Ontology annotation, biological process: protein ubiquitination. Lineage: Eukaryota; Viridiplantae; Streptophyta; Magnoliopsida; Poales; Poaceae. The record is from RefSeq and is a predicted model, not a curated record. Gene Ontology annotation, molecular function: protein binding. The transcript has a single exon. Bases 1 to 1098 code for a protein of 365 amino acids.